AUGAAUCGAAUGGUCAGACACCAAAGUGUNUUGUAUGUUAUAUUCACUGAUGUUACUCUUUGCACAGCACGACAGCCACUUGGACUGCGUGCUGCUUCAUUUUUGAGCGGUAUUCCACUAGGAACUGCAAUCCGAGUCAACAGUUUACGACAAUCCGUUGAUUAUGGCCAAUACGUUGAUAAUGUGAAAAAUAACUAUGUGUUAGUUGUAGGAGAAAACGAAUUGAAGUCACAAAGUAUCUGGUUAGGGGAGAAUACAUACAAUUUCAAUAGCUCUGAUUGGCUUCUUGGUAACACAUCAAAUUCUACCGGAUGGAUUCAACAAAAUUUAAUGCAAUUACGAGGCCACAAUUUAGUUUGGGCCAAAGAUCAAUGGAUACCCAAUUGGUUGAUAGAACAGGAAUCAUCCAUAUCAUCUGCUAAAGCGAAACAAUUAUUAAGUGAUUAUAUUCACACAGUCGUUGGUCGGUAUCGUGGCAAAAUACCUUGGUGGGAUGUGAUUAAUGAAGCUGUUGAUGACAAUAAUAAUACGAAUCCAUUCAAUCUACGUGAUUGCUUUUGGUUUAGAAAGUUAGGUCCAGAUUUCAUAAAAUACGCGUUCAUAUUUGCCCAUGAAGCGGAUUCCAAUGUUAAACUCUAUUACAAUGAGUACGGUAUCGAAUACGUUAAUUUAAAAACUAAAAGAACGCUUAAUUUAAUCGAUUGGUUAGUAUCACAAGGAAUUAACGUUCAUGGUAUCGGUUUACAAUGGCACAUCGAUGUAUCAGUGAACGUUACGCCAGGUGAUGUACAUUAUCAAAGUGCUCAACAAUUUGUUGAUCGAAAGCUUGACUUUAUGGUAACAGAACUUGAUGUAUCUGUCCCAACGAAUGGCGGUUAUCCAAUCAAUCCUCAAGAUCUCCAAACGCAGGGUCUUGUUUAUCGUUCGAUUUUAGAGUAUGCUCUUUAUUUUUCGUCCAAUUGUCGAGCUUUACUUACUUGGGGUUUUACUGAUCGCUAUAGCUGGAUUCCUUCCUUUAGUAACUACACAAGAGGUGCAGCUCUCCCUUUAGAUUGGAUGUAUUUUCCAAAAUUUGCUUAUUGGCAAAUGCAAGAAACUCUCACUCGUGUUCUUGUUGAUGGUAUUUAUCGUCUUUCACCACAGUCGAAAUCCAAUCAAUGCCUUGGUACUUCCCUGAAUGCAAACAGCAGUGAUGUUCAGUUAUAUAACGAACCAUGUCAAAAUGCACAUCAGAAAUGGAAUAUCACAUGGCUUGGUGAUGGAACUUAUCGUUUCUUGUCACUUAAUGCACAGAAUCACGUUCUAUCUGCUCGUAAUACAACAGCCACUAUUGGUGAAGUUCAGACAUCUAUCUGGUCAGAUGAUAUCGAACAAGGAUGGGCUUUUUCUGCACAAGGACCUCAUCUAUUCCGCAUAGUACCACGUACUGCUUGGUGGCGAGUAAUGACUGUUUAUGACACAUCGAGCAUUGGUAUUAUUAAUUUCGAUCGCAUGAACGAACAGAACUGGAUUUUAACGCAAGUCUAA
Adineta ricciae is the source of this 1527-nucleotide messenger RNA. Lineage: Eukaryota; Metazoa; Rotifera; Eurotatoria; Adinetida; Adinetidae. The record is from the annotation of a GenBank genome assembly.